AUGUCUAUGAAUAUUUACAAUGUCAGUGGUAAUGCAGAUAAAUCCACAACUGAACUUAAUGGUCAUUUUAUUCAUUCUCUAUUAUUAAUCGAUGUUCUUAUUCGAAUGAAAUCUGAUGAAGCUGACAAAAACAAACUCAUUCAAGUUUGCAAAGAUAAAUAUUCUGGCAACGAACCUCAACUAGCGGUGGUUCGUGAAUUUGAAUGUGACUAUAAAUCUAGAAAAGUUAUAUGGUGGUAUACGCGUGAUGCUUUUUUAUACAGCAUGUUAAAUAAAGCUUUGCGAGUACAGAACACUGAAUUAUUAUUAUUACUUCGUUUUGUAAUUCAUGAUAUUUAUCAAGAACUAAAAAAACAUCAAUGCCAAAAUCCUGUUCGGGUGUAUCGCUAUCAAACUAUGUAUGCUGAUGAAUUGAAUACUAUUAAACAAUCGAUCGGUCAAUUCAUCUCGAUUAAUUCAUUUUUUUCGACUACUGCUGAUCGUGACGUAGCAUUAAAAUUUUCUAAUCAUUCGAUGAUUUCGAAUGAUUUGCAUCGAAUAUUAUUUGACAUUAAAGCUGAUCCUCGCAUUGCAAAAUCAAAACCAUUCGCCGAUAUUAGUUCACUUAGUUACUUUAGUCAGGAAUCUGAAAUAUUAUUUAUGAUUGGAUGUAUCUUUCGUUUAACUAGUAUUUAUUGGGAUGAUAAUGAACAAAUCUGGAUAAUUCAAAUGCUGUUAGCGGAAGAUGAUGACAAUAAUUUGAAGACGCUUUUCAAUCAAUUGAAAGCUGAAUAUGGAGGUGGUGAAGAAGAAGUUGAUCUUAAGUCAUUUGGUGAUGUACUACAGCAUAUGGGAAAAUAUGAUUCGGCAGAGAAAAUAUAUUACGGCCUACGCAAAAAGUAUUCUAACAACGAUAGUUCAUAUUCUCAGUUAUGUUUCUCAUUUGGUAUGCUGAAUAAAGAACGAAAGGAUUUUGAUCGCAGCCUUCAAUGGUUUCAAAAAGCAUUGAGCAAGAAAAUUCGUACGAAUCCAAAUGAUUUGGUUUACAUUGGGGGUCUGCAUUCUUGUAUUGCAAAUAUUCAUACAGAAAAACAUGAUUUUAAUGAAGCAAUGGAAUGCUACAAUAAAGCAAUGGACUGCUACAAGCGCGCGAAUGCUACAAAUCAUCCUGAUAUGGCUUCUUGGUAUCAUGGUGUCGCCCGUAUUUACAGUGCUCGGAAGGAAUACUCAGAUGCAUUGACCUAUUAUGAACGCUCAUUGAGUAUUCAAGAACAACACUUACAUGCUAAUCACCCAGAUAUGGCUAUAAAUCAUAUUGGCAUAGGUGAUGUUCGUCAUAGCAUGGGCGACUAUCAACUUGCCAUGCACCAUUACAGAAAAUCGCUCGAUAUUAGAAUGAAAUCAUUACCUCCUCAACAUCAAGAUAUUGCUUUGAGCAAUAAAAAAAUUGGUCUGAUAUAUGAGUCGGUGAAUAAUUUGAAAGAAGCGCUAGAAUAUUAUAACAAAGCAGCCAUUAUCUAUCGUGAGUCAUCACCGCCCCAACGUUCAAACAUGGUUGAAAUUGAAAAAGAUAUUGAACGUGUCAUGUCAAAACUGAAAUAA
Messenger RNA from Rotaria sp. Silwood2, 1581 nucleotides. Lineage: Eukaryota; Metazoa; Rotifera; Eurotatoria; Philodinida; Philodinidae. The record is from the annotation of a GenBank genome assembly.